Messenger RNA from Grus americana (Whooping crane), 3351 nucleotides. RefSeq names its product E3 ubiquitin-protein ligase RNF170-like. The transcript has 7 exons. The record is from RefSeq and is a predicted model, not a curated record. NCBI's taxonomy places the organism in Eukaryota, Metazoa, Chordata, Aves, Gruiformes, Gruidae. Gene Ontology annotation, molecular function: ubiquitin protein ligase activity. The coding region runs from base 184 to 825 and encodes 213 amino acids.
CUUUCCUCAGUGGCCGCGGCUGCCGCUUCCGCUUCGUGCGGCCCCCGGCACGGCGUGUGUGGGAAAAGCGGGGACGCGUCACCUACCCCUGGGGUGAAGCGUAGGCCGAGGAGUCACUGGGUACAGCCCCUACCUUCCCUCCGCGGCUGAGAGCCCGCACAGGAGGCGCCGCUCUGUCCUAACAUGGCGGCCUCCUCCUCCCGCCCUGGCGGCGCGGGCCGCGGCUGCCUCUCGGCUGUUGCAGCCGCUGUCACAGCCGCUGCCGGAGGCUGGGGACGGACGGUCCGUGGAGAUCACGGGGUGAAGAGCUGCUGGCAUGGUUCAGACUUACUGUGCCUAAGGUGUAGUGUCAGCUGGUGUAACCUGCUCAGCUCUUCUCAAACAUUUCUGGAAAGAGGAAUGGAAUCACUCCAAAUUUGGCGACCCAGUAAUUACAGUGACUUCAGCUGUCCCAUCUGUCUCCAGACAGCUACUUUUCCAGUAGAAACCAACUGUGGACAUUUAUUCUGUGGUUCCUGUCUGAUCACGUACUGGAAACAUAGUCCCUGGUUAGCAGCGAUAACCUGCCCUCUCUGCAGACAAAAGGUGGUUCUUCUGGAUAACAUCUCUUGUGAAAAGCAACAAGAUAAGCCAAGUAAACAAAUUGUGCAUGACAUUAGAGAUUACAACAAGCGUUUCUCAGGGCAACCUCGACCCAAAGCAAGCUCACCUGGAAGUCAAGAGAGCGGAUUCCUACAUCAGAUCCCAGUGCCAGGGACUGCACUACAGCUGCCAGCUAAGUCAGCCCUCUCCAUACUCAUCGCUGCUGGUGAUGGAGUAAACUAAGCCUGGGAGUGCUGCUCUUCUGUACAACCUGGAACAAGUCCAAGAACACUGGCACAGCCCAAUCAGCGCAGUGUGGAUAUGCUGUACCCGUAACAGACGAUACACCACAAUGCUUUACUACAAGCCUUGAGAGCAAACCUGAGAGAUCAGCACUGAAUAAGCCACAACCAUCCCUUCCUCUUUGCUUUUUGUUACAUGAGGACACAGGUAAGGGACUGAGAUAUGGAAAGAGCAGGGAAAGAAAGACAAAAAAAGAAGAAGAAGAUGAAAUAGGAGAAGAGAAGAGAAGAGAAGAGAAGAGAAGAGAAGAGAAGAGAAGAGAAGAGAAGAGAAAUCAACAGAUGAGAAAAGAAGAAAAAGUAGAAAAAAAACUUAAAUGAAAGAGAGGCACAAACAAGAAGGCGGCAAGAAUUUAAGAGGAAAGAAUAAACAAGAGAUGGAGAGGGAGAUGGUGGGGAUAUCGGGGAUUUAGCACCAAAAAGAAAAGCUCUGUUCUCCACCACACCUAUCUUCUUUCUCACGUUUCUGUUAUUCUCUUUCCAUGCCAGUCCUCUGGUUCUCCUCUGGGAUGAGUGGAACUUCGAUGUCCAGAAAGCCACAAGUUUGGCACUUUGUGUCUUAUGGCAAAUGUGCUGGCUAUCCAGUGUUUCCAUAGGGGCAAAGUUAUAUAAAGCAAAUGAAAAGCAAAGCUUGCUUAGUGUCCCUUUCAUGCAAUGCAAGAAUCAUCCCUUAGAUGGGACUAUUGCAAAAUUAAACAACCUUACAACCACGACCAGUAAAUAAUGAGUAAUGUGCUUGUAUAUACAAAGCUUUUAGACCAACCAGCCAAAGAAAGUGAGGAUAGCUCAUCACAAAAAGACCCCAUUUAUCAGAAGAGCUUCAAACAGCUUAGCAUCUUUAGGGCCAUAACUCAUCUCUUUCACCUAAGCUAAGUGCCAGCUUCCAACCUAGAGGCUAAUACAUAUCCAAUAUAUCUGAUGUAGACGCUUGAGCACUGCUUCCCCCAGUCUAGUCUAACAAUACAGGAUGCAAUAUCUAAACUACUUAAAGUUAACAGAAAUUACUGAUUUCAUGACAACAGACAGGAAGCCACUAGUCUGGGAAAAUGAGGCAAAAAUCAAGUCUUACCACACAUUUUGAAAGCAAAAGGAGUCUGACACAAGGCUGCUAGACUCAGCAAUAUUUUGCUGAAUAUAUCCAAGCUGUUUAACUCAGUUCUGAGCUACAGGGCUGGGCACUAAAGGGACCUUCCAAAUGUGACACAUUAUCAUCCUCCACCACACAAUUUUGGGAGGAGGAAGCUGGGCUGGGUGAUGGUACAGCCUUUUACACAUACUCUUGUUGUGGAGAGAUUCUUCAGAGGAGAAAAUAUUGAUUAGAAAGUGUUUGGGGUUUUUUUCCCUUGGAGGGUCUCCUAUGCUUCCAGAGGUCCAAAAGAAGUGACAUGGUGAGAUCUAAACACUUCUCAGUCUGCUUAGUGAGGAUUGCAUUGCCACAUCACUUCACUCUGUUCCCUGACAGAACAAUGUGCUCCCAUCAGAGCUUCCACAUCCACACUCCUCCCUGAAAUUUCUCCCUGCUAAAGGACUAUCUGGAAGUUGUGCAGAAAACAGCAACUUAUAGCAGGUGCUCACACAAACAGGCCCUACAUGGGUCAAAAUAUAUUUAUGUACUGAAGGUUAGUAAUGCUCUGGCAAAUGCAACCCCUAGGAGUACUACACAUUGAGUACAACCCCUAUAAAUUAUUCUUAGCUGAAAAGUGCACUUGUGAAAGUUGACAGCCCAACUCACUUUUGCUGCUUAUACAUGCUUAUGGGGCACAGCAAGAUAUGGGCACAGUGGUUCUCCUUAUUUGCGUUCUAGUGUUUUUCAACCCUCAUCUGGAGGAGUAUCUUUGUGCAAAAAUCUGCAACUUACGCUUUUCCAUGCCCACUUGGUGGUUAGCCUUUCUGCCUAUAUUUCCCUCAAGAGUGAUAAUUAUGGUCUUGCUAAUCAUUACAUGAACACUUAUCCCAAUACAAACAAGAGCCAUGAAGCAAUUUCAUAUGGAUUCUCUGUACGUGUCACUGUCCAAUUUCUAGUCUCAAAUUCUGCCUCAGAAAUGUUUAAGCACAGUGGGUGUGAAAAGUUGCUUCAAAACAAGAAAGCAGGCAAGGGUUGGGAAUGGUUGUUAUACGUCUAUAUCUAAGAAACCAAGGAAACAAGAACCUAUGACUUAGUUGAACACAGAAAGGAGAACGAGAAUUGGAUGCCAAUUCUGAGGAUGAGGAAAGCCAGUAUGCUAAUAAAGCAACUACCUUCUAUUGCUAAUAAAACUAAUAAAGGUUAUGGGAUCUUUCCUCUACCAUUUCAGAUCCGUGAUUAUAUGAAAGGGAAUAAAGACAAAUGUCUUUACUGUUAACCGUAAUAAAAUGAAAUGUAUUGGAAAUGCCUAGAUAGUAAGCAGAGUAUUGUUAAACUAGACAGAUAGGGCAAAUUUUGAGAAACAAACCCCUCUAGACUUCUUUAGGAGAAAGAAUAACACAG